UGGCGCCGGAAACACAUAGAAGAUGACGAAGAAGAACAGUAGGUGGUAAACCCGUGUCAGUGAAGGGACAAGACAGCAAGUGAGACACAAAAUCAUAAAGAAAUAUUAUCACAAUGCUUCCACUAUCUCUGUUGAAGACUGCCCAGAACCAUCCUAUGCUGGUGGAGCUGAAGAACGGAGAGACGUACAAUGGUCACCUGGUCAGCUGUGACAACUGGAUGAACAUCAACCUGAGAGAAGUCAUCUGCACCUCGAGGGAUGGAGAUAAGUUCUGGAGGAUGCCUGAGUGCUACAUUAGAGGAAGCACCAUCAAGUACCUGCGAAUCCCCGAUGAAAUCAUCGACAUGGUGAAGGAGGAGGUGGUGUCCAAGGGCCGCGGACGUGGAGGUACCCAGCAGAACAAACAGCAGGGCAAAGGAAGAGGAGGCGGAGUCGGCCGAGGUCUCUUUGGUGGUCGUGGCAGAGGAAUGUCUGGUCCUGGUCGGGGCCAGCAGCAGCAGCUGCAGCUGCAGCAGCAGGAUAAAAAACCUGGCAAACCACAGGGAAUGAAGAACCAGCACUGACGGACAACAUUACACCCUCAACAACACAUCCUGUCAUUCAAAGCGAUUUCUCCUUCAGUACAUGAAGAUAAAAUUAACUCUCUGGUGUUUCCUUCUGCUGUGAAGUUUGUCAGGACUGACCACUGCAGAAAUCACACCGGGAGACGUUAAGAGAAGCUGUGCUUUUGCACUGAAUUUAGUUUUAUGGCAUAAAUCAGUUAGUAAGUUGGUAAUAACGUUUUCUUUUAGUAUGAUUAUCGACCAGUGUAUCAGUCAGAGCUGACUUCUUUAGUAUCAUUUACAACUCUGCAAGAACAUUUUGUAUCAUAAAUCACAUUAUGUAUUAUCUAAGAACAGAUUUCCAUCAGUUGGUAUACUGGAAGGAGGUUUUUAGUUGUAGUUAUAUUUUUUUGUCAACUUGUCUCCGUUGUAGAUUUCAUGGUAAAGAAACUGCCCAGCCCCAACUUCUGUUGUACCAAUAUGUUUUAAAACUUUUGUUAACAUUUUGAUUGUCUGCAGUCCACAGCGGACUGGCAGUCGAGGAGAAUUCAGUCCUUGAAAAUUAACUUUUGUCAAAGUAUAUAAAGUAGACACGUUAUGAUCAUUUAGGAUUUCCAGAAGAAAAAACAUUCUCAUAUUCUUAAGUCUGAAAUGGAUAAGUCCGUGCGUCAUGUUGGUUGGGUUUAAUUUUUAUUUUUGUAACAAAAGACGAUGUUGUAAUUUAUUUACAUGAGAAUAAAACAACUUUUGUUAAAGCGUUCAUAUUUAUUUAGAACAAUGUUCUUAUCUAUUUGUUCUGUUAGUGAAAACAAACGAAUAAAAUGACAAUAUUUUACUGCUAUA
Cottoperca gobio is the source of this 1385-nucleotide messenger RNA. RefSeq names its product LSM4 homolog, U6 small nuclear RNA and mRNA degradation associated (gene lsm4). NCBI's taxonomy places the organism in Eukaryota, Metazoa, Chordata, Actinopteri, Perciformes, Bovichtidae. Gene Ontology annotation, biological process: mRNA splicing, via spliceosome; nuclear-transcribed mRNA catabolic process. The transcript has 5 exons. The record is from RefSeq and is a predicted model, not a curated record. Bases 114 to 563 code for a protein of 149 amino acids. Gene Ontology annotation, molecular function: RNA binding.